AUGGCCUCCGGUGGAACCUUCCGGAACCUUCUCCUGGUGCUCCCCCUCUGCCUCGCGCUCGCCUCGUUGGUUGGUGGCGUGGCGUCGAGGAGGUUCUGGAUCGAGAACGACACUUUUAGGAAGGAUGGGGCACCGUUCCAGAUCGUCGGCGGCGACGUCCAUUAUUUCCGCAUUGUUCCUGAGUAUUGGAAGGAUCGCCUUUUAAGAGCAAAAGCAUUAGGCUUGAACACAAUUCAAACAUAUGUACCUUGGAAUUUGCAUGAGCCAGAACCACAGAGCUGGGAAUUCAAGGGCUUCGCGGAUAUUGAAUCAUAUCUGAGACUUGCUCAAGAACUAGAAAUGCUGGUCAUGCUUCGUAUAGGUCCAUACAUUUGUGGAGAAUGGGAUCUAGGAGGUUUUCCACCUUGGUUGCUCACCAUAGAACCAGCCCUUAAACUGCGAUCAUCAGAUUCGUCCUAUCUUUCCUUGGUGGAGAGAUGGUGGGGAGUACUACUUCCGAAAGUGGCACCAUUAUUAUACAAUAAUGGAGGUCCAGUUAUUAUGGUUCAGAUUGAAAAUGAAUUUGGUUCUUUUGGAGACGAUAAGAAUUACCUUCAUUACCUUGUUCAACUGGCCAGAAGAUAUCUUGGAAACGACAUUAUUCUUUAUACAACUGAUGGGGGCGCCAUGGGUAAUUUAAAGAAUGGAUCAAUUCCUCAAGAUGAUGUUUUCGCUGCUGUUGAUUUUGAAACUGGAUCCAAUCCAUGGCCCAUAUUCAGAUUACAGAAGAAAUACAACUUGCCAGGAAAAUCAGCCCCUUUAAGUUCGGAAUUUUAUACUGGAUGGUUAACACACUGGGGUGAAAGAAUCGCAACAACAGAUGCUACAAGUACAGCUAAAGCCCUUAAAACCAUUUUGUGCCACAAUGGUUCUGCUGUACUUUAUAUGGCUCAUGGUGGGACCAAUUUUGGAUUUUAUAAUGGUGCAAAUACUGGUCAAGAUGAAUCUGAUUACAAGCCAGACCUCACUUCUUAUGACUAUGAUGCACCAAUUAAGGAGCAUGGAGAUGUGCAUAAUGCAAAAUACAAAGCACUGAGAAGAGUAAUACAUGAAUGUACUGGGACUCCUCUUCAUCCACUUCCUUCUGACAUUGAAAAAGCAAGUUACGGGCUUGUGAAAUUACAAAAGGUUGCUUCUCUGUUUGAUAUCAUUGAUAAUAUCAGUGAUCCACUGAAAGUUUCUGUUUCGGAGCAUCCACUUUAUAUGGAACAGAUAGGCCAGAUGUUUGGAUUUCUCUUGUACAUGUCAGAAUACGAAGGGAAACUCCCAUCAAGCAUCCUGUCAAUUCCAAAGGUACAUGACAGAGCUCAGGUGUUUGUGUCUUGCUCAGUUGAUGGUUUCAGAAACCUAAGAUAUGGUGGUGUAAUUGAAAGAUGGUCUAAUAAAACACUAGAGAUACCGAACUUAAGAUGUUCAUCUACUACCAGCCUAUAUAUCCUGGUAGAAAAUAUGGGUCGUGUAAAUUAUGGGCCAUAUAUUUUUGACCGGAAGGGAAUACUAUCUCCUAUUCAAAUAGAUGGCAUUACUAUCCGUCACUGGAAAAUGUAUCCACUUGCACUCAAUUCACUGGACAACCUUCCAAAACUUCAACUAAUCACUCAAAUACCUUAUGUUGGAGCCAGUAAAAUGUCCAUUCAUGGAGACUCAAAAAAGAAUUUGCAGGAAUUGUCAUCCUAUUCAAAUGGAAGCAUUUCUGCACUACCUGCGUUUUAUGAAGGCCAUUUCCAUAUUGACCAUGAGAGUGAGAUAAAGGAUACAUUCAUAUCAUUUCGUGGUUGGAACAAGGGUGUUGCUUUUGUGAACAACUUCAACAUCGGAAGAUUUUGGCCGGCACGCGGACCACAAUGUGCCCUUUAUGUUCCAGCUCCUAUCCUCAAAUCUGGAGACAACAUUGUUGUAAUCUUUGAACUGCAUGAUCCAAAUCCUGAGCUCACUAUCGAUUUUGUUACGGAUCCGGAUUUCACUUGCGGUCCGAACCAGUAA
Messenger RNA from Miscanthus lutarioriparius, 2022 nucleotides. NCBI's taxonomy places the organism in Eukaryota, Viridiplantae, Streptophyta, Magnoliopsida, Poales, Poaceae. The record is from the annotation of a GenBank genome assembly.